UAUUCACUACAAUAAACAUGAUGAACAGAAUUAUAUUGCAGUCGGACUGGGAUGAAGUUUUAAAAGAAUAUGAAGAAAAGGUCUGGGUCUCAUACAAAUCUGGAGCCCAACCAGCCAUUCACGGAAGUCUACAUAACCAAGGCUUGUCUAGUGACGGUGUUCCGUACGUGACAGGAAGUGACGGAUUCACCGUACAGGAGAUCACAAAGAGGUCCAUCACGAUAUCAUACACAGAGGACUCGAGUAAUCUGACCAGGAAAUUUGUGGCUCCAAACACUACAUUCAGAUCAAUUCACAGUGAAAGGAAAACUGUGGUUUGUCUGGAUGUUACAAAUGGAGGUCUGGGUGUGUCCUCCGACAGCGAGGGAAAGUUACGCCUAUGGCAGACAGACACUGGAGAAGUCAGGAGGGACUUUGUCGGUCACUAUGGUGACGUGUACACAUGCCGAUUUUUCCCGUCGGGGAUUGUACUUCUCAGCGGAGGAGCAGACAUGCAGCUAAAAUUCUGGUCAGCAGAAACUGGCAAAUGUGCUGCCACCUUAACAGGACACAGGGCAGCAAUAAAUGACACAGCCAUAGUGGAUCGAGGACGGAAUGUUCUUUCAUGCAGUAAGGACGGGUCAGCCCGCCUCUGGGAUGUGGGCCAACAGCAGUGUUUAGGGUCAUAUGAUGAGAAUGGGGGUGAGGUCAACUGUUGUUGCAUUCAGAACGUCGAGGAUUCGUUGAACCUGGAAGCUCCGUCACAGUUACCUACUGAUAGAGAGAUUGGUACUGAUGCAAAGCUGCUGUUACUGGGGUGUGAGAAUUCUACUGUACAAGGCUACGGACUCCAAAACCGUAAAAAGGUGUUUGAAUUUCCUGCCCAUGGUCCAGUCAACUGUUGUCAAUUUUUGUCUGAUGUGUCGGUGGUCAUCGGGACACAGGAUGGACACGUUGCUGUACUGGAUCUACGCAACAUCAGAGUCCCGCUGAAGGAAUGGAAGGAUACUCGGUCAGCCUUGCUUUGUGCCUGUCCAUACAAUGGGGGCUUCUUCGCCGGAACAGGUGAUGGUUCCUGCUUUUAUGUGGAUUCUCAGUUUCAAACUCAAGUUGAGCUGACGGGCUCGGACUGUGACCCUGUGUACUCAGUCAAGUGUGACGGGACUCACGUGUUCACCGCCUGCAGAGACAGCAUCGUCCGCAGAUAUCGAGUGGACUGGAGCUGAGAUACACCACACUAAGAUCCGUGCCUGAUUUAGUUAUCGGAAGACUCUGUAUCACAACAUCUACUGUACAGUUGGUACUGUUGUCAAAGUGCUAUAAUUAGCUGCAGAACUGUCCCAAUGUUUUCUCAGAGAGCUACAGUUCUACAGCUAAUGAAAAGAGUGAGGAGAAAUUCAUGUGCAGUUAAUGCUGUGUGUGUGUUGGGAGUGAUUCUUUAU
Ostrea edulis (European flat oyster) is the source of this 1421-nucleotide messenger RNA. Its product is annotated as proteasomal ATPase-associated factor 1-like. The coding region runs from base 18 to 1205 and encodes 395 amino acids. The record is from RefSeq and is a predicted model, not a curated record. The transcript has 11 exons. Gene Ontology annotation, molecular function: protein binding. NCBI's taxonomy places the organism in Eukaryota, Metazoa, Mollusca, Bivalvia, Ostreida, Ostreidae.